Messenger RNA from Rhodofomes roseus, 899 nucleotides. RefSeq names its product MRP-L47-domain-containing protein. NCBI's taxonomy places the organism in Eukaryota, Fungi, Basidiomycota, Agaricomycetes, Polyporales, Fomitopsidaceae. The record is from RefSeq and is a predicted model, not a curated record. The transcript has 3 exons. Gene Ontology annotation, biological process: mitochondrial translation. Gene Ontology annotation, molecular function: structural constituent of ribosome. Bases 94 to 831 code for a protein of 245 amino acids. Gene Ontology annotation, cellular component: mitochondrial large ribosomal subunit; mitochondrial ribosome.
GCACUCUCCUCUGUUUCGCUCGACUUCAAGCGCACCUGGUCCGCCGCGGUCGCAGUCGUCCUCGCUAGUCUAGCCAGCUCCGUAGUCGGCAGCAUGCGCCCGUCAAUGCAGCCUGCGCGGCCAUUCGUCAACUGGCUCAAGAAUCCGCACUCUAAAAAGGUGCCAGCGGGCAAGGGCCAGCCCAGCAAGUCCGCUACCGUGCUUGCUACGGUCCAGAAGGAGGGCGCGCUCCGCCCACACCUCAAUAUCCCUGUGAACCCGAACCAUGGCUUGUAUGCGUUCUUCAGAAGGAAGGUGGUGGAUGGCGAGGUGAAAUACGACACUAUUGAGGCGUUCGACUCGACGCAGGUCGUGAGCGGUCGUUCUUGGGCCGCCUCUGAGCUACGUCGGAAGAGCUUCAUGGAGCUCCAUACCCUGUGGUAUGUCCUAUUGCGAGAGCGAAAUCUGCUCGCAACGCAAGAAGCAGAUGCCCGACGGCUCGGCAUCAUUGUUGAGUCGCUGCAAACUCAGGACAAGAGGACUCGCAGGUGUCGGAAGAGUAUGGCUCGCAUCAAGUACGUCACAAACGAGCGACGUCUGACAUACGAGCGGGCCGUGCAAGCCUACGAACAACAGAGGGAAGCGGCUGUUGCUACAGAAGCCGAGGCUGAACAGCGGGCCCGGGAGAAGGAGGAGGCUAGGGUCAAGGCGGAACAUGCGGCGCAAGUCGCUGCCGCGAAGCGGGAGGCGGCUGAAAAACAGUCGGCGGCGAGACUGGUCGGUGCAGGGUUGUUCGAGAAUGCGCCGCAAGGCACAGAUUCGCAAAGCGGCAGCGAAAACAGGAGCUCGUAGACAAUGCUUAUAGUACAGUCCUGAUUUAUAUUACUUCACUCGGGUAUGACACCUUGCAAACACUACCC